UUGAUGUCACCAAGAUGCCAGUGACUGGUGUCCCUGUGAAGAGUGAAGAUGAUGAGGUCAAAGGUGAAAGUGAGGAGAAGAGAGAGGCGGAGCCUCCAAGCAGCAGCUCAACACAACACAUGACAACAGAAGCUGAUGGAGACCACUGUGGAGGAUCACAAGCAGACAAGAUCUUAGCUCCACUAUCAGAUAGUGAGGACACAACGUCACACUCUCCUGACACUGAUGAUGAAGACUCUAAAGAUGAUGCAACAUGUCACACUGACAACACUCACUUCACAUGUUCUCACUGUCACAAAACUUUUAAAUACCAUAGUGAUCUGAAAACACACACAAGAAGACACACUGGAGAAAAACCUUUUUCUUGUUCAUUCUGUGGUAAAGGUUUCACACAAAGGCAAUCUUUGAAAAUACACAUGAGAGCACACACUGGUGAAAAACCCUUUUCCUGUUCAACCUGUGGUAAAGGUUUUACACAUAGUCAACAUUUGAAAGUACACAUGAGAAUACACACUGGUGAAAAACCUUUUUCCUGUUCAACUUGUGGUAAAGGUUUUACACAAAGUCAGAGUGUGAAAAGACACAAGAGAACACACACAGGUGAAAAACCUUUUAUCUGUUCAAUCUGUAGUAAAGGUUUUAGACAAAGUCAAUAUUUGAAAGUACACAUGAGAACACACACUGGUGAAAAACCUUCUUCCUGUUUAAUCUGUGGUAAAGGUUUUACACAAAGUCAAUCUUUGAAAGAACACAUGAGAACACACACUGGUGAAAAAACCUUUUCCUGUUCAACUUGUGGUAAAGGUUUUACACAAAGUCAACAUUUGAAAAGACACAUGAGAAGACACCCAGGAGAGAAAGUGUGUAGUUGCAGUGUGUGUGGUGAAAGAUUGUCUUCUAAGUACCAGUGUAAGAAACACAAGUGUGCUGGUGAGAACAGCAGCAGCAAAUGAAACUGCAGGAUUUGAAAUAAACUGUCAAGACUUUAAUGUUGACUUUCUAACAACAUCAGCACAUAUAACAUGUGUGACAUCAUUGUUGUUUGUGUAACUAUCUUGUUAAUAUGCUUCUACAUUUUUUUUUUUAACGUUGAUGUUCCAGGUAAUCUUAUUUUCAGUGAAGGUUUAGGAUAGCCAAAUAUAAGCUUUGGCUUAGCCUAUUCCUUUUUCGGUCAUGCUUUUUCUUUUCUUUUCUUUUCCUUUUGUGUGUAAAUGUGUAUGAUUGUUAUAAAUGUAUAGUCUGUCACACACAAUGGUUAAUGGUUGA
Messenger RNA from Nerophis lumbriciformis (worm pipefish), 1266 nucleotides. Lineage: Eukaryota; Metazoa; Chordata; Actinopteri; Syngnathiformes; Syngnathidae. The record is from RefSeq and is a predicted model, not a curated record.